This is a messenger RNA of Boeremia exigua, 915 nucleotides long. RefSeq lists its product as uncharacterized. The transcript has a single exon. Bases 1 to 834 code for a protein of 277 amino acids. NCBI's taxonomy places the organism in Eukaryota, Fungi, Ascomycota, Dothideomycetes, Pleosporales, Didymellaceae. The record is from RefSeq and is a predicted model, not a curated record.
AUGGCGACCAGCAGCACCAAGGCCACCAAGGUGCAGGUCAACCGCCUCCCAGCACCUGCACUCUUCGUCGGGCCCCCCUCGCGCAAUGCCUCCAACACCUCCCUCCUCUCGCCCACCGAGCCGCGCAGCCCGGCCAAAGCGCCCCUGGUGCGCCAACGCUCGCUCCUCUCCCCCGACACCAAGCGUCCGCUGCCCCCCACAACCGACUCCUACGACGGCGACCACCUGAGCCUGAUCGCGUCCAACUCGACCGGCACGGCGCCCUUCGGGCGGCGCCAGCGCCAGCACAGCCUCGCGGCCGACGCGGCCGCCUCGUCGCGCGCCGACGCCGUCUGGGCCGAGAUGCAGAACACGCUGGAGGAGGUCGAGCUGAGCGCGAUCAAGGGCCCGGGGAUGACGGUGUUCGGCACCGAGCGGUCGCGCGCGCUGGACGAGCUGCGGCGCGCGCAGAUCGAGCUGGCGCAGGCGUGGGCGCGGUCCGAGGACGGCGGCGCCGCGGUCGACGGCGCGCGAAGGCUGUCCGAUGCAGCGUCGCUGGCGCCGCCGGCCAUGCCGAGGCGCCCGCGCGGCGGGUCGAGUCCGGGCCGCGGCGACAAGCUGGUCGAUCGGAUUAAGCUGGAGGAGGAGACGGAGCGGGACAUCGAGCUGAGCCGCAAGCGGCGCGAGGAGAACGACCGGUACUUUGAGACGGUCAACAGGGGCGUGCAGGACGUGGUUGUGCGGCUGGAGGAGGUGGCCAGGGCGAUGCGGGAUGUGGAGAACGAGAGCAAUGAGAUCUGGGGCCGCAGCGAGGACGGGACGGCGAGUGUGCGCUCCACGCCGAGUCUCAGAUGACCGUGCAAUAAUGGUACAGUAAUCAAUAUCAUCCUCGAAAUCAAUGUCACCCUAGUAAUCAAUAUCACCAACGUGCCAGAG